Molecule: messenger RNA, 855 nt
Organism: Talaromyces atroroseus
Lineage: Eukaryota; Fungi; Ascomycota; Eurotiomycetes; Eurotiales; Trichocomaceae
Exons: 1
Coding region: 1-855 (284 amino acids)
Biological process (GO): secondary metabolic process
Cellular component (GO): cytoplasm; cytosol
Molecular function (GO): hydrolase activity; carboxy-lyase activity
Source: RefSeq, a predicted model, not a curated record
AUGAAGCGUGUGGGAACCCAGACGGCGAUACUCUCUGUUACCGCCCCCGGCGCCUGUAUUCUUCCAAGCCGCCAUGCACGCGAGAAAGUUGCGAGACAAUUAAACGAAUACUCUUCUGAUCUCCGUGAUAAAGAAGACCCUGGGCGUUUUGGGUUUUUUGCAUCGUUGCCAAACAUUCUCGAUACCGAAGACGCCCUUGCGGAGAUUGCAUAUGGCUUGGAUACUCUCCAUGCAGACGGAGUUGCCCUCUUCACUCGCUAUGGUUCUGCCAACACGUACCUUGGUCAUCCCGAUGUUGAACCCAUCUGGGCGGAGCUGAAUCGGCGAGGCUGCGUGGUGUUCAUCCAUCCCACUCACCCUGUCGAUACCCAGCCCGUUAACUCAAAGCUACCGCAGCCAUCUAUUGACUAUCCACACGAGACCACUCGCACAGCAAUGGAUAUGAUUACCAACGGAACCCGACAAAAAUAUCCCAACUGUAAAGUCAUCCUGUCCCAUGCAGGCGGUGCCCUGCCAUACAUAAUAUCGCGCGUGGCAAUACCCAUGAAGAAAGCUCCAGAUUUUCUAGUCUCGCACCGAAUGGGGACAACACACGACAAAACAAUGGAGGCAUUUUGCAGCUUUCAUUUUGAUUUAGCUCUAAGCUCUUCGCCGCAGGUUCUGGACAUGCUGCUGAAGCUGGUUCCGCACGAGCACAUCUUGUACGGGAGUGAUUUCCCAUAUGCGCCCAUAACUGCCUAUCCGGCGUUUCUAGAGGAGCUGGAGUCGUACCAAAUGGAUGCGGAGUUGAGGAGGAUGAUCAAUUAUGGAAAUGCGCUGCUGCUGUUUCCGCGUUUAGCAAAACAAGCAUUGUAG